CAAAUUUUUAGUAAAAAUCCGUAGAUUUCAACAGCAACUAUUUUGUUCCUUAAUACAAAGAUUAGUUACUUUAUUAGAAUAUAAUAUACUACUAGUAUAUGAUAACAUACUUUAUCCAAGAAAUACUAAAAUCACUCACUUAUCGGAAACAUUAUCAAAGCAACGUUACGUUGAGGAGCGUGCCACUGUGACUGUACCAUUAUCACACGUCAUCCUUCCAUGUAUAUAUCUGUUUUUUUUACGUUUCUCUCUUUUUAUUUUCUUAAUUCCGAGUUUUGACUCGCAAUCUCAACGAAGAUCGUAGAGAGAAACCGAGCUCGAAAAUGGCUUCACGAACGAAGGGGAAGACGACGAUAGAAGUUGGUGGCGAUGGGGUUGCCGUCAUAACACUCAUCAACCCUCCCGUCAAUUCGCUAUCAUUUGACGUGCUAGACAACCUCAAAAGUAAUUACGAGGAAGCCUUGAGCAGGAAUGAUGUUAAAGCCAUUGUUAUUACGGGUGCAAAGGGGAAGUUCUCUGGUGGCUUUGAUAUUUCUGGUUUUGGUGAAAUUCAGAAAGGAACAAGGAAAGAGCCGAAAGUUGGAUACAUCUCAAUUGACAUCAUAACCGAUUUGCUUGAAGCUGCUAGGAAACCGUCUGUUGCUGCCAUUGAUGGGCUUGCCUUGGGAGGAGGGUUAGAGCUUUCCAUGGCUUGCCAUGCAAGGAUAUCAGCUCCUGGUGCACAGCUGGGUCUGCCCGAGCUGCAGCUCGGUGUUAUUCCUGGGUUUGGAGGAACACAGCGUCUUCCACGUCUUGUUGGUCUCACAAAAGCCCUUGAAAUGAUUUUGACUUCUAAGCCGGUUAAAGCAGAGGAAGGUCAUUCAUUGGGUCUUAUUGAUGCUGUCGUGCCACCUGCUGAGUUACUGAACGCUGCUCGUCGCUGGGCCCUUGACAUAGCCGAGAGGAGAAAACCAUGGGUUUCUAGUGUUUUAAAGACUGAUAAGUUGCCUCCCCUUGGAGAGGCAAGGGAGAUACUGAAGUUUGCCAAGGAGCAGACACGCAAGCAAGCCCCCAAUAUGAAACAUCCCUUGAUGUGCCUUGAGGCUGUUGAAGUGGGUAUUGUUUCUGGUCCAAGGGCUGGUUUACAAAAGGAGGCUGAAGUCGGCGCACAAGUGGUACGCCUGGAUACCACCAAAAGCUUGAUCCAUGUCUUCUUUUCUCAGCGUGGAACUUCAAAGGUUCCUGGUGUUACUGACCGUGGGUUGGUGCCUAGGAAGAUAAAAAAGGUAGCCAUAAUUGGGGGCGGGUUAAUGGGAUCUGGAAUAGCCACUGCAUUGAUUCUCAGUAACUAUCCUGUGGUUCUCAAGGAGGUAAAUGAGAAGUUCCUGGAGGCAGGAAUUGGCAGAGUCAAAGCUAAUCUUCAGAGUCGUGUAAAGAAAGGAAGGAUGUCUCAGGAAAAGUUUGAGAAAACCAUGUCUCUCCUUAAGGGUUCUCUUGACUAUGAAAGCUUUAGGGAUGUGGACAUGGUUAUCGAGGCCGUCAUUGAGAAUAUAUCUUUGAAGCAGCAAAUUUUUGCUGAUCUAGAGAAGUACUGUCCUCAACAUUGUAUCCUUGCUAGCAACACAUCCACCAUCGAUUUGAACAAAAUUGGGGAGCGGACCAAGUCCCAGGAUCGGAUUGUCGGAGCACAUUUUUUCAGUCCAGCACAUGUCAUGCCACUACUUGAAAUAGUUCGGACGGACCAUACCUCUGCUCAAGUAAUUGUUGACCUGUUAGAUGUUGGAAAGAAGAUUAAGAAAACACCAGUCGUGGUGGGAAACUGCACAGGUUUUGCAGUGAAUAGGAUGUUCUUCCCAUACACACAGGCAGCUAUGUUCCUUGCUGAGCAUGGAACAGAUCCAUAUCUAAUCGACAGGGCAGCCAGCAAGUUUGGAAUGCCAAUGGGCCCUUUCAGACUGUGUGACUUGGUUGGAUUCGGUGUGGCCAUUGCAACCGCAACGCAAUUCAUUGAGAACUUCCCAGAACGGACGAACAAGUCAAUGAUUAUCCCACUCAUGCAAGAAGACAAGAGAGCUGGUGAAGCCACUGGUAAAGGUUUCUAUCUGUAUGAUGAUAAGCGCAAGGCUAAACCUGAUCCUGAACUAAAGAAAUAUAUCGAGAAGGCAAGGAGCAUGUCUGGUGUAAGCGUUGACCCUAAGUUGGCGAAACUGUCGGAGAAGGAAAUUAUCGAAAUGAUGUUUUUCCCAGUAGUGAACGAGGCGUGUAGAGUUUUUGCGGAAGGUAUUGCUGUCAAAGCAUCAGACCUUGACAUCGCUGGCAUAAUGGGAAUGGGUUUUCCACCUUACAGAGGAGGAAUCAUGCACUGGGCUGAUUCCAUUGGAUCGAAAUACAUCCACUCGAAGCUAGAUGAGUGGUCCAAGAGUUAUGGUGAUUUCUUCGUGCCUUGUGCUUUCUUGGCUGAAAGGGCAUCUAAAGGAGCUCCUCUGAGCGCUCCCUUGGAACAAGCCAGGUCGCGGUUGUAAGCUCAGCGUUUCAACGGAAACCACUUCUUCGUUGCAGCAUCUUCUAUGUUUUCUUUAUGUCCACAAUUACUCCGGAAAGUUGGGGGAUCUUUGGCCUCUGGAGUCUUUAAAAUAAAGUCUCGUCUCAGACAGAUGAAUCUGGGAGAAAGUAGAAAGUAAGUUCGAGUAGCAAUAAGAUUUGUUUAAUGUUAUGUAUGAUGCUUUGUCUUACAAAGUCGUUAGAUACAUUUGUUAUAAAGCUCUAUGGAGCAAGUUCUAUGAUCUAUUGAUAAUGUCGUUUGACAUUUUUUUCUUCUUUACUUCUAUUUAAAGGAGGUCAUAUAUAUACUCCAUGGCACUUAUUUUUUAUUGCUGGGAUCUGGAUAUAUAAUUAGUGAGUGUGGUUACAC
Thlaspi arvense is the source of this 2890-nucleotide messenger RNA. The record is from the annotation of a GenBank genome assembly. Lineage: Eukaryota; Viridiplantae; Streptophyta; Magnoliopsida; Brassicales; Brassicaceae.